AUUUACUAUACUAACUUUACGUUACUUAUUACAACUUGUUGUCAUUUACAAAUUUUAUCCAAAUCUGAGGGUAGUUAGUCCUUCGGUGCCUCAUCCUCUGAACACCACAGCAAGGAGUGUAACACACACAGGCUGCAAGAAGAACACUGCCCUUCUGAAUGAACUGGUUGAAAGUAAAUCAGACAACCAGAUUGUUGAGAAAGAGGGAGGAGGCAAAAGCGUGAGGAGCAUGAUCUGACACGGCUGCAAAUCAAGUUACACUGUGUGUCUUUGAGCUUGUUCGCUGUGUGGCAAAUUAGUGAACAGAAGAAAGCAGGAACUAAAGUGGACAAGAGAGGAAGCAACUCAAACGGCAACAAUGCGGUUUCUGUGGAUUGUGACCAUUAUCUGCACCUUGGUGACCAUGGGUCUGGUGAUGAUUAUUCUGAGCCAAAGUCAAGUGUUCAUCAUGAUGAACAAUGACAGUGAUAGGCUGCCAAACGCGAUGAAGGCUCUUGAUGGUCGCAUGUCAAAUUUGAUCCCUUUUAAAGAGCAGUUUGAACGGCGGUUGGAUCAGGGGAAAAAAGACUGGCAGAACUUGGAGGCUGCCAUUGCCGCCAUGGGUCCAGGGAUGGAUAAGAUGAAAGAAAACAUUGACAUCUGUAAAGAAGAACAGAAAACAAAAGCUGAAGAGCUGGAGGCCGUGCAGAAUGAAUACACACAGAUGAAAGAAACCUUAAAACCACAGUCUGACGCCUGGAAACAAGAGAUUGAAAAUUUGAAAGCACAGCUGGUCGCAAUUAGUCCAAUAUGUGCUCAUGUGAAGAAGAACAGCACACUACCAUUGAAUUUAUGUGGCAAAACAGGAAAUCUGCCAGGAGAAGAUGGUAAAGGAAAACAACCUAACUAAUUUUCCCUUGUGUCAUUUUUGGGGUUUGUUUCAGAUUAUUUGUUGUUCCUCUUACUGCUGUAAGAAAUGUUUUUUGUUGUUUUUAAUGUAUACCAUAAUGCUGAUGAUACAACUGCAAUUUUUAUUGAAAGGUUUGUGAUUUUCUGAGUGGCUUUUAUUCAAGUUAGGUCAUUCACAAUUUCUGGAAUGUGUUUCCCUCUAUCUGAGGUCCUUUUGAAAUGCUUUUUUAGGGUACCUUUUGCCAUGAUUACUUAAAGUACAGACACAAAAUAAAGGAAAGAGAGAAUAUGGGUUGAAAAGCAAAUGGACAAAUGCUGCAAUGUCCCUUUAGGACUGAUGUCAUUCUUCUGUCACAGGAUCUAUUUGUCAGUGCCUGAGGGUCACCACAUUUUUUUAAAAACCUGCAGAGCAAGUCUUUAGUGUUUUUGUCAGGCUUGUAUGGCUUGUUCUCGUCUUAAAUACUCAUGAUGUAAAAUUACAUCAUGUGUGUGAAAGUCCAACCCCUGCAGCUUCUGAAACUGCCAACACGUGUCAGGUUAAUUUACAUCAAAUGGAGAAAAACUAUUAACUGAGAAAGGAUCAUUAUAUCAGUUACUCACUGCAGGUUAUCUCAAAUGUUUAAGCUUGUUUAUUGUUUUUGCAUGCCUCCACUGUGAACAUACAGUAUGCUGCAUUCAUUUGGUGUUGGAAUGAUCGGAAAAAGUUUUUUCCCAACUUGGAAAAUUCACAUGAAUUCCCCUUUUAAGCUGGAACAACAAUUUGGAAUGUUGGCAAACUUUUGGUACACGAGUUGCCGUGUUGAUGUGAUAGUUCACAGGUACAUGGGAGACGAAAGCAAAUAUUGGGUUAUUGGUAACAAACUUUUUAAUAAUUUAGAUAUUGCAUGUCAAUGUUUUUCCCACAAGUAAUUUGUAAUUGGUGUUUGGUUAUAACCAUUUGUUGCUGUCUACUUAGAGCGACCUAGAUUAGUUACACUAGAAAAGUUAUUUAUUGGCAUUAACCCUGAUGAAGUCAGUUGAAGCAACAUGUUCAUGGUUUCAAGGAACAAACGGGUUGUUUAAACACUUUAAGCGAUAAAAUACAACUCAUCUUCCUUGUAGUAUCUAUGUUGUUCUCACAUUUCAACUUAAAGCUCAAGAAGAAGCUACCCAACUUCAGAAAUUGGACCAUCAGAGGAGCACAGCAGCAUAAACAAAAAAAUGAAGAAAGUCCUUGAAGAACUGAAGUAAAUAUGGACUGUGUUUAACAAGAGUAAAACUACACAGUCAGCCAUGAAGUUUUAAUAAUUUUUGUUUUCAGACACAAUCCUCUGUUAAUUGUGGUUUAAUUUUUCAUUGUGAUAUGUUUGGAAGUGAUUGAUUAAUAAAGUUUUGAG
Centropristis striata (black sea bass) is the source of this 2264-nucleotide messenger RNA. RefSeq lists its product as uncharacterized. The transcript has 6 exons. Bases 359 to 889 code for a protein of 176 amino acids. NCBI's taxonomy places the organism in Eukaryota, Metazoa, Chordata, Actinopteri, Perciformes, Serranidae. The record is from RefSeq and is a predicted model, not a curated record.